Messenger RNA from Anthonomus grandis grandis, 2238 nucleotides. RefSeq names its product fatty acyl-CoA reductase wat-like. The transcript is spliced from 10 exons. Gene Ontology annotation, cellular component: peroxisome. The coding region runs from base 279 to 1784 and encodes 501 amino acids. Gene Ontology annotation, biological process: long-chain fatty-acyl-CoA metabolic process. The record is from RefSeq and is a predicted model, not a curated record. Gene Ontology annotation, molecular function: alcohol-forming very long-chain fatty acyl-CoA reductase (NADP+) activity. NCBI's taxonomy places the organism in Eukaryota, Metazoa, Arthropoda, Insecta, Coleoptera, Curculionidae.
CGAGUGAUUACGUGACCAUUGGCAAUGAAACACUAAGGUUGACCCAAUUUUAUUACCCUCAAUCAGAAUACAAUCUUGGGGUAUAUUUUGUUAGUUUUAUUUCAUAACGCAAUAAUAAUAUUUUCUUCGAAAUUUGUUGUUACGCACAGGCACUAAUCAAAAGUGAGGUCUCAAUUUUUGAUGUAAUGUGAAUGGUGUGUUAAGUUUCUUAAAAUCAUAAUUGUGAUGGUUUUGUGUUACUACUGAAUAGUUUUCUUUUCUUUUGAAACUAUUUACCAAUGGAAGAAUCACAAAUUCAAAAAUUCUAUAAAGGGCGAAAUGUGUUCAUCACAGGCGGGACAGGAUUUAUGGGAAAAGCUUUAAUAGAAAAGCUUCUUAGGGAAACAGAUGUCGAAACCAUUUAUGUUUUAAUACGAGAAAAAAAAGGAAAGACGCCGCAUAUGAGGAUAGAUUCCUUAUUUGACGAUGUGAUUUUUGAUCGAGUUAAAAUCGAAAAGCCAAAGUGUCGAAAUAAAGUAGAGGCAAUUCCUGGAGACUGUACUAUAGCAGGCUUGGGUAUAUCGAUCAUAGAUAGGCAAAAGCUUAUCUCAAAUAUAGAUGUAGUUUUUCACGUAGCCGCUACAGUCAAUUUUAAUGAACAUUUAAAAUUGGCAUACAAUAUUAACUUAAAUGGCACCAAAGACUUAUUAAAUUUGGCCAGAGAAAUGAAAAACUUAAAGUCUAUAAUCCACGUAUCAACAGCUUAUUCAAACUGCCAACGAAUUCAAAUUAAUGAAGAAAUAUACGAUCAUCCAGUAAAAAGUUCAGAUCUUGAGGCUUUGCUAGAAAAAAUGACAGAUGAAGAAGUAUCUAGUUGUGAGCCAAAAAUUCUUGGAGAGUGGCCCAACACAUAUACCUUCACAAAAGCCUUAGCCGAAUCAUUAGUAAAAGAAAUGUCAGGUACUAUGCCUUUAGGCGUAUUCAGGCCUGGAAUAGUUAUUUCUACAUGUCGAGAGCCAGUUCCAGGUUGGAUAGACAAUUUAUAUGGACCGACUGGAGUAGCAGUUGGAACUAUAUCAGGGGUUCUAAGAGUAUCUCCUUGUGACACGAGCAAAAGAGCGGAUUUAGUACCAGUCGAUACGUGCGUUUGUGGACUCAUAGCAUCAGCAUGGGAUGUUGCUGAAAGGAAAGAAGAAAGAAAGCCUGAUAAUAUCCCAGUAUACAACUAUGUUGCUUCGCCUGAAAAUCCAAUUCUUUGGGAUGAAUUCCUAAAGUUAAACUUUCUUCAUGGAGUAAAUUACACCCCCUCUAGUGCCAUCUGGUGUCCAUAUGCAGUAUUAACAACAAACGUAUACCUUUACUGGAUAUUAAGGCUUCUUUUACAUACAUUACCUGCAUUCUUCAUUGAUUUGGUUACCUAUGCAAUUGGAGGAAAACCAAAGUUAUUAAAGGUAUAUAAGAAAAUUCACAAGUUUAGUGAAUUAGUAGCCUUUUUCUGCAUGAGGGAGUGGAAUUUCACCAAUUCAAAUACCCAAAAAUUAUGGAAGAAGCUAAACAAGACUGAUCAGGAUCUAUUUCCACUUAGCAUGACCACCGUGCACUGGACCAUGUAUUUCAGAAUAUAUGUCAAGGGUGUGAGGAAGUACCUCCUAAAAGACGACGAUUCUACUUUAGAAAGGUCAAGAAUAAAAAACAAAAGGUUCAUGCUUGUCCAUAAGAUUUUGACAAUCUUCUUCGUCUGCCUUACAAGCUAUAUAUUCAUUUCCUGCAUUUCAAGGUUAUAUAAUUGCAUUUUGGGUAUUUAAAUAUUAUAAUUUUAUCUUAAUUUUAAUGUGUUAUGUAUCAGGUUUUAUCUUUAAAUUGGGACUGUUAGUUUAACAUAAAAUAGACAAUAGAUGUUGAAAUCAACCUUAACAGCAGCAAAAGUAACGAAAGUAAAAGUAACGCAAAAAACUUAAAUUAAAAUGCUACCUGUAUAAGAUUCUUAUAAAAAUUUAUUUUAAAAAAUGUUUAAAAAAAUUUUUAGUAUGUUUAAUGUUAUAAAAUUUCUAAUUUAAUUUAAUUCUAAUUUAAGUAACAAAUAUUUUUAUCUAUUGUCAUAUUGGUAAUAUCUACUGUACUUUGUUGUGUCUACAAUACUUGUUUAGUUUAAUAGUAUUGUGUAUAUGAUUAUGCCAUAAAAUCAUGUGUCUUGUAUAUAUUUUAAGAAAAAACUUAGAUUGUGAUAUACCGUUUUUAAAACAGGUAAAUAGAAAUAGC